Messenger RNA from Vigna umbellata (rice bean), 1876 nucleotides. RefSeq names its product Pentatricopeptide repeat (PPR) superfamily protein. Gene Ontology annotation, molecular function: protein binding. Gene Ontology annotation, cellular component: chloroplast. NCBI's taxonomy places the organism in Eukaryota, Viridiplantae, Streptophyta, Magnoliopsida, Fabales, Fabaceae. The record is from RefSeq and is a predicted model, not a curated record. Gene Ontology annotation, biological process: mitochondria-nucleus signaling pathway; chloroplast-nucleus signaling pathway.
UUUGCAUCAUUCCCAAGCCAAAAUUUUGGUUUUGUUUCGUUGAUACAAUUAAUCCAAUGUCCGUUCUUGCUCUGUUCCUCGGCAGAUCGAAAUGGUGAGACAGCCCUUAUCCAAGAGAGCUAACAAAUACCUCAGAAAAUUCAGGAAAUGGCCACACUCUCCUUACAAGACCCCAUGGCACCACAACUUUGGUCAACAACAAGCCAUGCAAAAGCUCAAACAAGCAACCCUUGAAAUGGGGUUUUCCCAGGAACCCCAAACAGCUAACCUUCCCCACCCUUUUCUUCUCUCCACUCUCAUUGACUCAUUCAAAGCUUACAGCUGUGACCCAACUCCAAAAGCUUACUACUUUGUCAUAAAAACCUUAACCAACACCUCCCAGUUGCAGGACGUUCCUGCUCUCCUUGACCACCUUGAACACUUGGAGAAGUUUGAAACUCCAGAGUCUGUCCUUGUGUACCUUAUUAGGUUCUAUGGUCUUUCUGACAAGGUCCAAGAUGCUGUGGAUUUGUUUUUCAGGAUCCCCAGGUUCAGGUGCACACCAACUGUUUGCUCAUUGAAUUUGGUUCUCUCACUGCUUUGUAGGAAGAGAGAGUAUCUCAAAAUGGUUCCCGACAUCUUGCUGAAAAGCCAGCAUAUGAACAUUCGCAUUGAGGAAUCGACAUUUCGGGUUUUGAUCAAGGCCUUGUGUAGAAUUAAGAGGGUGGGUUAUGCCAUUAAGAUGCUGAAUUGUAUGAUAGAAGAUGGGUAUGGUUUGGAUGAGACAAUAUGUUCUUCGAUAAUAUCAUCAUUGUGUGAACAAGACGAUCUGACCAGUGGUGAGGCUUUGAUUGUUUGGAGGGAUAUGAGGAAAGUGGGAUUUUGUCCUGGUGUCAGGGAUUAUACAAACAUGAUUAGGUUCUUGGUGAAGGAAGGGAAGGGUAUGGAUGCUUUGGAUGUUCUGAACCAGCAGAAACAAGAUGGAAUUAAACCUGAUGUUGUUAAUUAUACUAUGGUCUUGAGUGGGCUUGUAGCAGAGGGGGAGUAUGUAAAGUUAGAUCAAUUAUUUGAUGAAAUACUUGUGUUUGGAGUCGUUCCUGAUGUUUAUACUUAUAACGUGUAUAUAAAUGGUUUGUGUAAGCAGAAUAACAUAGAUGAGGCCUUUAAGAUUGUUGCUUCUAUGGAAGAGUUAGAAUGCAAACCAAAUGUGGUUACUUGCAAUACUUUAUUGGGUGCUUUGUGUUUAGCAGGGGAUUUACGUAAGGCAAGGGAGGUAAUGAAGGAAAUGGGGUGGAAGGGUGUUGGGCUCAACUUGCAUUCAUACAGAAUCAUGCUUGAUGGUUUGGUUGGGAAAGGUGAGAUUGGUGAAGCGUGCUUUUUGUUGGAGGAAAUGUUGGAGAAGUGUUUGUUUCCUAGAUCUUCAUCCUUUGAUAAUAUCAUCUUUCAGAUGUGCCAAAAAGGCUUGAUUUCUGAAGCAAUAGAAUUGACCAAGAAAAUUGUUGCGAAAAGCUUUGUUCCUGGGGCCAGGACUUGGGAAGCACUGCUUCUUAAAUCAGGAUUCAAACAAGGGUUUUCAGAAACCACAGUUUUUGGUUUGUUGGGCCAAAAUUAAUUUUGGUUGUCAAACUGGCUCAGGUAACAGAACGUUUAUUGAAAAGACUCGCAUCUUGAAAGACGAGCUAAACCAUAUAAGCAGUUAACAAACUGUAUACAUAAUGAAGUCAUCAAUCGGCAUAUGGAGAACAAACCUUUAAUGAUCCUUCAAACAAGUUGAUGAAGAUUCCUUGAUGAAGAUGAUGAAGGCGAGAAGCAUGAAGAAUAGGAGAUUGAGUGGCUUGAUGAAUGGGUAAGUGAUGCAUCCUAGAAGGAGGUUAAGCCAACCUUGAAGGAAAAAGUA